Acaulospora morrowiae is the source of this 141-nucleotide messenger RNA. NCBI's taxonomy places the organism in Eukaryota, Fungi, Glomeromycota, Glomeromycetes, Diversisporales, Acaulosporaceae. The record is from the annotation of a GenBank genome assembly.
AUGUCUUCGGUAGAGUCUUGUAGUAAACGUAAUCCCGACGGUCAAGGUGCUGAAUUUAAUAAAUACGAUACUGAUCCACAAACUAGAGGAAAUACUUUCUACAUCCAUAGCAAGAAGCGUGAUGCUAAGGCUCAAUAUUAA